Thrips palmi is the source of this 5002-nucleotide messenger RNA. It is a transcript of the gene E23, whose product is annotated as ABC transporter G family member 21. The transcript is spliced from 10 exons. The record is from RefSeq and is a predicted model, not a curated record. Gene Ontology annotation, molecular function: ABC-type transporter activity; ATP binding; ATP hydrolysis activity. Gene Ontology annotation, cellular component: plasma membrane. NCBI's taxonomy places the organism in Eukaryota, Metazoa, Arthropoda, Insecta, Thysanoptera, Thripidae. The coding region runs from base 16 to 2343 and encodes 775 amino acids.
GAGCGACACAGUGACAUGGUGCUGGGCGUCUGCUGCGAGGCCGAGGCCAACCCCGACGCGGCGCUCGCCACGGCCUUAGCCCUGGCCGUGGUCGACUGUGACGGCGCGAGUGACUCUGGGCUCAGCGGCGUCAGUGUGGGCAUUAGCGACGCGGAGGCCGUGACCGACGCCGCCGAGGCCGCCAGGAUGAUCGACGAGCCGGCCUCGCUGUCCCGACUGCAGUAUAACGUCCUCCUCGCCGACAACAUGUCCGAGGUGGCUGGCGGCGCGCUGCACUGCCCGUUCCUGCUGGAGCAGGGCGAGGCCCACCUCACGGGCACGCGGCCCCUGGAGCUCGUCUUCAGCGGCCUCAGCGUCUCCGUGGCCUCCAGGAGCAUCCUCCGCGACGUGUCGGGCGUGGUCCGCCCGGGCGAGAUGCUCGCCGUCAUGGGACCCUCAGGCUGCGGCAAGACCACCCUCCUGAACUGCCUGUCGGGGCGCACCGAGCUGGACUCGGGCUGCAUCCGCCUGAACCGGGAGCGCCUCACCAAGCGGUGGAAGCGGCGCAUCUGCUACGUGCUGCAGCAGGACAUCUUCUUCCCCGACCUGACGCUGCGCCAGACCCUGGAGUACGCCGCGCGGCUCCGGCUGCCCGAGUCCAUGUCGCGCCGCCAGAAGAUGAUCUACGUGGACCACAUCAUCGACGUCCUCGACCUGAACGCGUGCCAGGACACGAGGAUGGGCGACUACACAAAGCGAGGGUUGUCCGGCGGCGAGAAGAAGCGGGCCAACAUCGCGUGCGAGCUGCUCACCAACCCGGCCCUCAUGCUGCUGGACGAGCCGACCUCGGGCCUGGACUCCCACUCGGCCUACAUGCUCAUGUCGAGCCUCAAGAGGUACGCGGAGAAGGAGAGCAAGACGCUGGUCGUCACGGUCCAUCAGCCCUCCUCGCAGAUCUUCUACAUGUUCGACAAGCUGCUGCUGCUGUGCAACGGCCAGACCGCCUACUUCGGCGAAGUCAACAAGGUGGUCGACUUCUUCAACAACAUCGGCCUCACCGUCACCCCGCACUACAACCCCGCCGAUUUCAUCCUGGAAUGCGUCAAAGGGUCGGAAGAGAUGAAAGAGAAAAUUGUGGCCGCCGCGAAGACCGUGCAGUCGUAUCAGCAGGAGUCACUCAACGACUACUGCGCGCUGCCCGGCCACCUGUACCAGCACCAAUGCAACGGCAGGGUGCCCAUGGUGCCCCACGGCCACACCGCCCCCAGCCCCCCCUGCGACUUCAGCAAGCCCUCCCUGUGGACGUCCACGCCAACCUCCAACGGCAACCUCACCGCACCCAACGCCGUGUCCCUGACCACCAAGUGCGUCGUCUCCAACCACAACAGUCACAAUCUCAGCAACCACGUGUAUUCCACAAUAGUCAAAGAUGAAGAAGGAAAGUCCUUGUGGCUUGAUAGUCAAAGUCAUGGCUCCUCAUCAGUGAGUAGCACUACGGAUGAUGAUGUUCGGUGGCAGUGGCCAACCGGCUUUUGGACUCAGUUCAAGGUUUUAUCAUCAAGGAAUUUCCAAGAAUCAAGACCGAGAAUGCUAUCAAAGCUUUACUGGCUUCAAACCAUUGGUCUAGGUCUUAUGGUUGGAAAUGUAUACUUUCAAUUGGAUCGGAAAGAGGAAUCUCUCCAUGAUAUUCAAUCUUGGAUGUUUUUCUCAACAAAUUACUGGAUGCUGUUUGCACUUUUUAAUGCCCUAUCAUCAUUUCCCGCUGAGCGAGAAGUUGUAAACAAGGAGAGAUUAUCUGGUUCAUAUCGUUUGUCAGCAUAUUACUUGGCAAAAAUGGUCGGUGAAUUGCCACUAACUAUGACAUUACCAGCAGUCUAUCAUAUAAUAUCAUACCCAUUGUUCGGGUUUCAAUCAUUCUCUGUAUUCCUUACAAUGCUAGGGUUUCUUUUGCUGAGUACCGUUGUUGCUCAGAGUGCUGGCUUCUUUGUUGGUGCAGCAUGUAUGGACUUGGAUGUGGCAAUAACAAUAUCAGCCCUUUACACAUUGGCAACUCAGCUCUUUGGUGGAUAUUUAGCCACAAAUAUUCCUUCAUGGUUGAGAUGGAUGAGGUACCUUUCUAUGGUGCAUUAUGCCUACCAGAACAUGCAGAUUGUGGAGUUUAGUGGAGAGCCAAUUAGGUGUGCUGCACAAUCAAAGUUUGAAGUUUGUUCCAAAGUUAAUGGUACCAUUCCAGUGGAUGUUAUUAUGGAGCAACAAGGUGCCACAUUAUCGCUCUGGGCCAACACUCUAGUGCUGCUAUUUUUCUUGGUGAUAUUUAGGGUGCUGGGCUAUGUUGUGCUUCGUUACUUUAGACAACCAAAAUGAGAUAAUAUUCUGCUACCUAGCGAACAAAUAAAUUUCUCAGUUCCAAAUUUUUUGAGAUGUAUUUUGUGACUGUCUGCAAUUCAAAAGAUUUCAUUUUGGGCUGCUUCGAUGUGUGCCACCAUAACAACUCGUUGUGUUUUGGUGGUUAUUGUUAAGGCUUGUGGACUGGAAAAUAAUGUUAAAAAUAUAGAUUGGCUGUGUUGUUAACUGUAAUAUUAUUAUUUUAUUUUGUACAAGUUCUCCACUGUUUGAUAUCCAUAUUUCACUUAGUGAUUUCAUAUUUUAAGGAGUCUGAUUCGUAGUUUUAAUUAGUUAAAUAGUAUAUCACAUAACAAAUUUGUGUGCUAGCACUGGGUAUUCAAUGCUGUGCAAGAACAUUUUAUAAUUGUUGCUUCUUUCAUUUGUGUAAAUGAGAUUGUGUGAAUGUGUAAUUUUAAAAUGAGUGAUUGCAAAGUGUGAAGUGGAAUUGAAAGUUUUUAAAACCUGCUUGAGAGCCUAUCCUUAAGGCAAAAUCUUUCAUAUGCCAUUCCUUUAAGCAAUACUUGGUAUUAUUUCAUUUCGCCUAUAACUUUGGUUAAUAUUGUGUGGCUCCUUAAUUUCAUACGCAGACACUAUUGUCAGAUGUUGAAAAUGCCUAUGCCAGAGAGAAGUUUUUUUUUUUUUUCUGUCUUCCCAUUAAUUAGUUUUCCAUCUGAAAAACUCCUGUUUUCUACUAGUGAUUUGAAUGCCUGCCUGCCAUGAAGUCAGAUAUUUAUUGUUGUGUAUCAUUUGCAUAUAAACGUAUUAGUGGCGCUGUCGGCAGAAUUCAGUUCAUUAUUUUUAAAAAGUCUUAUAUACAAUAGCAUAUGUGUACAUUCUGUCAACCACAGCCACAAAUAGUCUCUAAUUUUUUUUUAAUCCUUUGACUUUGAUAUUCUUAGAAAAUGUGAUAGUUUUUCAUCUUUUCAAAGUUUGUUUUAAGGAUGAAUGAUUGUAACCUGUUUAUGAAAACCUUGCUGACAAUCAACGAUACAACCGAUACAUGCAUGGCACCUAUAUUUGUUUUCUUUGUUAAAAUUUGUUGUUGUUUUUUUUUGUUAAAUCCAAACACAUGUUUGUGUUGUUAGACGUAUAUUCACGCAUCUGGCACUUCCAGUCAACAAGGUAAUAAUUAUGGUUCAUGUGAAUGUGGAAGGUCUACUCUCUUAUUGCAAAUGCAUGAAAUCAGUUAGCACUGUGUUGCAUUUUUUUUUAGUCACUUAUGGCAACAUCAGUAUGUAGUGCAUAAAUAUGCUUUCUUUAGUGCAUAUCUUGCAGGAGUUUUCUAAUCUUAAAAAAAUAUUAUAAAAUCAUAAAACAAGAAUAGACUUUCGUUGGUGCUAGUGCACAUUUGUUACCUUCUUGCAGAAGACGAAAAAUAUAGAAUACUUAUAUGUGUUAUGAAUAAAAUGUACAUAUGUAUUAUAAAAAAAAGAAUGAACACUAACUUUCAAAAUGUUGACGUCUACCUAUCUGACCAACUGUUUUUAUGCUAUGAUGGGAGUUUUGUCAUGUCUGUAUCAUUGUGAUCUCUACAGAAAAUUUUGAAUUUGGUCUAUGAAUUUCUUUUAAGUAAAAACUAAGGGACCUUUACUUUAUUUUGUAACAAUCAUUUUGAGACUUUUCAAUCAAUUUUAUUGUGGUUGGCCUUUCCUUGCCAAACCGUGAACAUGAGGGGGAACAAGUGCACAUUUCAUAAGACAUGCAUGAAUCCACUGCCAUAAAGUGACAAACCAACUCAAGAAAUUGCAAAGAAAAAAUAAAUUUGUUCUCGGUUAUUGAUGACCGACACCAAAAACUGCAGUUGUUUCCCCCUCGAGUCAACAUUUUGAAAUAACCACUAUGAUGGUGAAGGAUACUUGUGAUACUUUGAUUGCAAAUCACUCUUUGUAAACAUUUGCUAUGUUUGCAAGAUGUGUAGAAUUAAUGAGCAAGAGGAAUGUCACAAAUUGAUUUGCUGGACCAACACUAUCAACUGAUGAGUAAUGUGUAACAGAAUAUUAAAAGGUAAUUUCUUCCCAUGCCUUCCUAAACGUGUUCAGGCUACCACUUUGAAAGAUGUAUUUGCUCCUUUUCAGUAAAAAAGAACCUUCAUGGAGGUAUGUCUCUUUUUUUUUGUUUUCAAAAGAUUUCAUCUUUCUUUAGUGGUGGCACUUUCAUAACAUGAUCCAUCCAUGUUAUGUCUUUUUAUUCUCUUGUUCCAAUGUCUUUCAUAUCAGUCCUUUUGAAAUUGAUAAAGAAGUCAACAGGCGAUGUGUAUGAAGUGAGGGGCAAAGGGACUAUACAACUGCCAUUCUGGAAGAAACUGGAUAAUUCCAUGUGUACUUUGCACUGCCAAAUAUAUGGACACUAUCUUCUAUGUGUGUGUUUUUUAAAUAUUAUAUAUAAAUAUGUGUAAUUAUUGGACUUGCGUGUCAUACUUGUGACUUUCUUGAGCACAGAUUGUUCUUCCAGAAUUUAUCUGUACUAUCCCUAGCCAUCAUUUUACCUUUGUAUACUGUUAAUAUAAUGAUGAACUGUUUUUCACUGAUAGUUUCCACCUUAGCAAAGUGUAUCUGAAAAUUGACAUUGUAUUUAUAUAUGUGUGAUAACAUUAAUAAAUUACAAUAUUCCAAGUGACUUUACUUUGGAGAUAAAUUUA